Messenger RNA from Macrosiphum euphorbiae (potato aphid), 549 nucleotides. The record is from the annotation of a GenBank genome assembly. Lineage: Eukaryota; Metazoa; Arthropoda; Insecta; Hemiptera; Aphididae.
AUGGUGUUUGCUGUGGUUAUUUUAUUUGUCUGUCUGGCAUAUGGGAACUCAGUCAGGUUUCAGGACACUGAUAUUCACUCUGAAGACUUAUCAAAAACGGUCAAGGACUAUUUUCUUUGCCGGCACUGUGGCACAGAUAUUUCACCAUUAUCAUCACUUAUAUCAAUUGACAGUCCAGCUGCUUCAGAUAGCCGUGUAUCUCCAUUAUUUGGUUUAAAAGAUGUCAAAGUCCAAACUGUAAAGAACUCAUUGCACUCACAAUUUGAAAUUCUUACACUAUCUAAAACUUUGUGUGUUGGAAAAGGCAAUUGGCAGACUGAAGAUUCAUGGUUUCCUGGUUACGUUUGGAAAGUUUGUGUAUGUGCUAAAUGUGGACGUCAUAUUGGAUGGAUGUUUGAACCUUUACAUUUGGCUACUAGUGAUAAAAUAUACCCAUCAAAAGAAGGGUUUUAUGUUGUCAUCAUCUCAAGUAUUAUUAACGAACUACAUGCUGACUCGUUGAUUGUGGUGCCAAAACAUUUUUCUACAAUAGAAGAUAUCUCAGAUUAA